This is a messenger RNA of Prunus persica (peach), 3395 nucleotides long. RefSeq names its product receptor-like protein kinase HAIKU2. Lineage: Eukaryota; Viridiplantae; Streptophyta; Magnoliopsida; Rosales; Rosaceae. The transcript has 2 exons. Gene Ontology annotation, biological process: protein phosphorylation. Gene Ontology annotation, molecular function: ATP binding; protein kinase activity; receptor serine/threonine kinase binding. The record is from RefSeq and is a predicted model, not a curated record. The coding region runs from base 125 to 3091 and encodes 988 amino acids.
AAUUAUGAGCACUCAAAUUCAACAUCUUAUAGUUUAAAAUGGCACACUCUUCAGAGUCGCACUUCAAAUGUUCCCUCUUUGAAGCUCCAUUCCCAAAAGUCUAUCCUCCCGUCAACCCCAAGACAUGUCGUCAUUGACAAACCGGGAAAACCAUCUCCGCCUCUAUCUCCUCUUUGUCCUCUGCCUUCUCUCCAACACAAAAGCCGCCGCGGUGGACGAGCUUCAAAUUCUCUUGAAACUCAAAUCCACAUUCCAAAACUCAAACACCAACAGCAGCAUAUUCAGCACAUGGAACUCCUCCAAUCCCCUGUGCAGUUUCAGCGGAAUUGUCUGCAAUGAAAAGAAUUCAGUUCGAGAAAUCGAGCUUUCGAAUGGGAACCUUUCUGGGUUUCUUGCGCUGGACGAAAUAUGCCAGCUCCAAUCCUUGGAAAAACUAGCUUUGGGAUUCAACUCUUUGAAUGGCACGAUCAAGGAGGACUUGAACAACUGCACAAAAUUGAAGUACUUGGAUUUGGGAAACAAUUUGUUCACAGGAUCGUUCCCUGAGAUAUCAUCCUUGUCCGAAUUACAACAUCUUCAUCUGAACCACAGCGGAAUUUCGGGUACUUUUCCAUGGAAAUCAUUGAACAACAUGACGGGUCUGAUUCGGUUGAGCUUGGGAGACAACACUUUUGAUCAAAGCUCCUUCCCAAGCGAAAUCUUCAACCUCAAGAAUCUCACCUGGCUUUACUUGGCAAAUUGUAGCCUCCGAGGAUCAAUUCCGAAGAGUAUCGGAAACCUCACAGAGCUCAUCAACUUGGAGUUAUCUGAUAACAACAUGGUGGGAGAAAUUCCGUCCGAGAUUGGCAAGCUCACCAAGCUCUGGCAGCUGGAGCUAUACCGCAACCAAUUGAACGGAACGCUUCCUUUCGGGCUAAGAAACCUCAUAAACCUCGAGAAUUUUGAUGCCUCGGAGAACUUACUCGAAGGCGAUUUGUCAGAGCUGGGAUUCUUGAAGAACGUAGUUUCUUUGCAACUGUAUAAUAACGGCUUAUCUGGAGAAGUGCCAGCUGAGUUCGGCGAGUUCAAGAAGCUUGUGAACCUGUCUUUGUACACAAACAAGCUGACAGGUACUUUGCCUCAGAAACUAGGCUCCUGGUCUAAAGUUGACUUCAUCGAUGUUUCUGAGAAUUUCUUGACGGGAACUAUUCCACCUGAUAUGUGCAAGAUGGGGACGAUGAGGGGCCUUUUAUUCCUGCAGAACAAGUUCACAGGCGAAAUUCCUCAAAAUUACGCCAAGUGUUCGACAUUGAAGAGGUUCAGAGUCAACAACAACUCGCUCUCUGGUGUUGUUCCUGCUGGGAUUUGGGGCUUGCCGAAUGCGGAAAUCAUUGACCUUACUUCGAAUCAGUUUGAAGGUAUGAUUACUUCUGAUAUCAAAAGCGCUAAGAUGCUUGCACAGUUGUUCGUCAGUUACAAUCGAUUAUCUGGAGAAUUGCCGGAUGAGAUUUCCGAAGCAACAUCUUUGGUGUCCAUUGUUUUGAAUAACAAUCGGUUUUCGGGUAAAAUUCCGGGGACUAUUGGAGAUAUGAAGCAUCUGGGUACUCUGUACUUGCAGAACAACAUGUUCUCUGCUUCAAUACCAAAAUCUUUAGGAAGCUGUCUUUUCCUGAGUGACUUGAACAUAGCCAACAACUUGCUUUCUGGAAACCUCCCAUCAUCUUUAGGCUCUCUUCCAACCUUGAACUCUCUGAAUUUAUCACAAAACCAACUUUCUGGUCAAAUCCCAGAAAGCUUAGCAUCUUUAAGGUUGAGCAUUCUUGAUCUAUCCCAGAACAGACUCACCGGUGCCAUACCAGACACUCUGUCGAUUGCAGCCUACAACGGUAGCUUUUCUGGUAACCCGGGUCUCUGCAGUAUGAACAUCAACUCCUUCCCGCGGUGUUCAUCUAGUUCGGGCAUGUCCAAGGAUGUCCGCACAUUGAUUAUUUGCUUCUCAGUAGGCUCAGCAAUCUUGCUUGUGUCCCUCACAUGCUUCUUGUUCUUAAAGAAGAGCGAAAAGGAUGACGACCGUUCAUUAAAGGAAGAAUCUUGGGACCUAAAGUCAUUCCAUGUGUUGAGCUUCACUGAGGGUGAGAUUCUUGAUUCCAUUACGCAAGAGAAUCUAAUUGGAAAAGGGGGUUCCGGAAAUGUUUACAGAGUUGUACUUGCUAAUGGUAAGGAACUCGCUGUAAAACACAUAUGGAACACCGAUCCAAGUGGCAAGAAAAAGUUCAAGAGCACAACUCCAAUGCUCGUUAAACGUGGUGGAAAGUCGAAAGAAUAUGAUGCUGAGGUGGAGACCUUGAGCUCAAUUAGGCAUGUGAACGUGGUGAAGCUGUAUUGCAGCAUUACAAGUGAGGACUCAAGCUUGUUGGUGUAUGAGUACAUGCCGAAUGGAAGCUUGUGGGAUCGGCUUCAUAUGUGCCAAAAGAUGAAGCUUGAUUGGGAGACAAGGUAUGAGAUAGCAGUGGGAGCAGCCAAAGGGUUGGAGUAUCUGCAUCAUGGCUUGGAGAGGCUGGUGAUGCACAGAGAUGUCAAGUCUAGUAACAUUUUAUUAGAUGAGUUUUUGAAGCCUAGGAUUGCUGAUUUUGGGCUUGCCAAGAUUGUUCAGGCCAGUGCAGGCAAGGACUCGACCCAUGUGGUUGCUGGAACACAUGGCUACAUUGCUCCUGAAUAUGGAUACACCUACAAAGUGAAUGAGAAGAGUGAUGUGUAUAGCUUCGGAGUGGUGUUAAUGGAGCUAGUGACAGGGAAAAGGCCGAUUGAGCCAGAGUUUGGGGAGAACAAGGACAUAGUGAGCUGGGUAUGCAGCAUGCUCAAGAGUAGAGAGAGCAUAUUAAGUAUGGUGGACUCAUAUCUUCCAGAGGCCUACAAGGAAGAGGCUAUCAAGGUGUUGAGAAUUGCAAUUCUAUGCACAGCUAGGCUUCCUGAGCUAAGGCCUUCCAUGAGAAGUGUGGUUCAAAUGCUUGAGGAGGCUCAUGAGACAUUUAAAUUGAUGGGAAUUGUUAUCAGCAAAGAUGGCACUGCUUAUAAUAAGAAAAUGGAAGUACUGAAGGGUACAGAGAAGUGAAAUUAAUCAAGAAUCAGACUUCGAAAAUCGGUCAAAGCACCUUGAUUAUCUCCACGUAACCUAAAGCUUAACAUGGAAUUAUUGUGUAAUAUAUGAAAGCUGAGAUUGCUUGUAACAUAUAAGCCAGAGCCUGCAGAUCAUUAUAUUUACAUAUAUAUAUGUUUGUAAGUUUGUGGAUGUAAAAUAGUUGCUGGCAGGGCUCCAUUUUGUACCCUAUGUAGAAUAUAUCUACUAGUUAGUCCUUAGCUCCCUUCAGGGGUUGAGUUUCAUUGAAAGGAGAUCUACUGUUUAUUUUAGUUUCUCU